AUGGCCCCAGGGUCCCCGUCACAGCGUAAAGCGCGCGAAACCAACUUCACAGACAUAGGUGUCGCGGGUCGGUGCGUUUUUCUUCCUUUCCCCCCCCCCAACCCCUUUGUCCUUUUUUUUUGUUAUUAUUGUUUCGCGUUUCUUGCAAGAGAUAAGCUAAUGGAUUGUUUUUUUUACCUUCUUCGCGCAGUAAAACCGGAAUCAUGGUUAAGGAUACUGGUCAAAGGAAUGCUUUCGGGAUGGAGCAUAUGGACGCUUUCUUCUCGCCUGAUCCUCCGCCGCCGCCGCCGCCGAAUGUGCACCCGGGGCCGAAGGGGAAGGCGAAUGGAGGCCGAGAGAGGAGUGAGGGUGAAGGGACGGCGGGGGCGGCGGUGGGGAAUAAGACUAUAUCGUCGGGAACUAUGGAGAUUGUUACCAGUAAAUACGCCCAUUCACUCACACUGCCCCCAUUGAUAUUUGCCUGCAAUAAGCAAACAUUGCGAUUAAAGGAAAGAAAAACAUUAAAAUUCGCUUUUUCUCAGCUCUUCUUUCCUUCCUUCCUGACACGCUGUUUUAACCGUUUUUAUUUUGUUUCAUAUUUUAUUUCUUUUCUUCUGUGCUUAGUUUGAGCUAUCUAACCAUUCCUUCCUGCGCUCCAAAAAGGCAGCGUCCCACCACCACCUUCAUCUUCAGCCCCCUCCGCCCGAAGGCUAACUUCCCUCCCGCCCCGCGCACGAAGUCCUAUAAAGACCAAUCUCGGCACGCCCGCUCGAAGGGCCUCAUCUGUGGGUUUCAGCUCCCCUGACAAACCCUCCCCGCAUCGUCCCGCAAAUCGAAAACUCGAUUUUGGUGGUGGCGGUACUGCUGGUGACAAAGAGGCUCCCGCGCGCCUACUGGGUCAACCGGCGAAGCAUGUUUCCAUGUCACCUGCUGGGAACGAAGUGCACAGGGCUUCAUCCUCCUCCUCCGCUAUUGAGAAGAAGAAGGAGCCUGAGGUCGCGCGUACUAAGCCUAAGACUAAGCAGAGACAGGCCAUGCCAAAGGUCGUUGAGGAAGAGACUGCUGUUCGGGGUACUCAGCGGACACCGCCGAUUGCUAUGGUCAAGAAGAAGAGAGGGUUGUUGAUGCAGGGUAAGAAGUCGGCUUUGGUUGCUGGAGGGGGGAAGAAGACCUUUUCGUUACAGGAUGAUGGAGAUACUGGGGAUGAUGAGGACGGGGAUGUGGAGAUGAGUGAUGGGGGAAUUGGUAAUGGUCUGGGUAGUACUAUGGAGUUGGGACAGCGGGAGGAGGAGAGACAUCCGAUUGAGGAGGAAGUCUCGCAGAUGCUGGGGGACGAGGACACGAUCAUGUCUGAUGGGGAAGGGGACGUACAAGUCGCGCCGGCCAAGGGGGGAAAGGGUAAGGUUAAGGGGCCGGUUAAGAAAAAGGCAGUACUGCCAGAGAAGAAAGCGAAACCCAUUCCUCCGGCAAAGAAGACCCAGCCUAAGGCGAAGGUCAAUGGCAAAUCCGGUGGCGGAGCACAAGCUCAGGAUGAGGAGUCGGAGGAAUCCGGGUCUGGAGAAGAAGAAGUGGUUGAGCCAGUCAAAGCAAAGGUCGUUACUAGGGGUAAGGGUAAAGCUUUGGUGGCAGCAGGUUCUCAACCGGAACCAGUCCGAGCAUCCAGGACAAAAGCCGCCGCAAAGGUUAAGGGUAAAGCUAAGCCUCAGGUCGAAGAAAUUUCUUCGGAUUCAGAGCCAGAAGUGCAAGCGCCUAAGCCCAAAGCUGCCCCAAAAGGAAAGGGGAAAGCUAAAGAUCAUGCUCAGGAGCCGGAGUCGGAGCUAGAACUAGAGGAGGUUCAGGCACCUAAACAGAAAACCACCGCAAAGGUUAAAGCAAAGGCUUCCUCUAAGGCCAUCCAACCCCAGCGCGAUGACAGUGAGGUGGAGGAAAUUGUCCCGGCGCCCAAGCCCAAGCCCAAAGCUGUCGCGAAGGGCAAAGGGAAGGGCAAAGCUAACUCUACUGCCAAAGGCGCUGAGGACUCGGCGGCAUCAUCAUCGGCAAAACCGAAUUCUAAAGCUAAGGUAAAGGGCAAGACUAAGGUCGCAACGCCUCCCAACGAGGAUGAAGCCGAGGAUGAACAAUCGGAGGAAGAGCGUGAUCCUACCCCUCCUCCCCCACCAAAGUCCAGAGCAGCUUCGAGAGCCAAGGGCAAAGCCAAGGCGCUGCCAAUCGAUGAACCCGAGGUCGAGGUUGAACCAGUGUCCUCUUCCCAAAAGUCCAAGGCGAAGCCCGCUACAAGGGCUCGAGGCGCCACAAAGUCCCGCUCGAAACCUGAGCGCGAAAUUCCGGAGUCCUCACCCGCCCUAGCGCCGGUCGGGACGAUCGACGAAGAAGAUGAAGAGAAGGGAGAAUACGACGACGAGGCUGCCCUACCUGCGCGUAAAAAACUUCGCCAAUCGCCAAGGACUGCUAAGCCAGCGGCGACAACGGUUUCAAAAGGCAAGGGGAAGGCCGGCGUCGCCGCGGGUGUCAGGAAAGCUACCGCCGAGUCCUCUCGGCGGCGGCAGGACAUUUCUCCGGAACUUGCUACCACUUCUACUGUAGCAGGUGCUAAACCCUCCGCCUCGUCAUCUUCCCAAACCGCCGCGCCCCGCCCCCGCGGCCAACGCGUUAUCCGCGAACGCCCCUCGGUAGAGCCGGACUCCAUCACUAACGGCCGACCAACAAGACACCGCAUGAAGCCGUUAGAAUUCUGGAAGGGCGAGAAAGUAGUCUACACACUGACCGACCCCUCCACCACCACUGCCGCCGCAUCCACAAUCAAGCUCCCCGAAAUCGCCGAAAUCAUCCGCGUAGAGAGUGAUGAAGAAGAAAAAGCCCGUGAUCGGGAGCGUAGAAAGAAGCGCACCGCAGCCGCCCAAUCCGCUGGCAACAAGCGCAAACGCGCCCUAAAGCAAGAAGACACAGAGGAGGAAGAAUUCGAGGAAGAGCCCUGGGAAUCACAAGUCACCGACGGCGAAGUCGGUGUGAUCCGCGGCUAUGUCAAGCCCUUCCCACCCCCCGCUUCCUCGGAGCAGCUGGAGGAAGCGGAGCUGGCCUUCUCCCGCAAUAGGAUCGUAACGGUGGAGGUGGCGAAUGGCGACUUUACCUUUGUGAAAACUUGCACGCAACCCUUCUUCGGCACGGGCAUGAUCGAGAUACCACCCGGGGGUAUCAAACGCACAAAGAAUAGCGGAAAGAUGCACCUCGUGUUUUACCUGCUCCAGGGGAAGGUUCAGGUUCAAGUUGGUGAGACCAUGUUUAGGGUUAGGAGUGGGGGGCAGUUUAUGGUUCCAAGAGGUAUUUUGGAGAAUAAAUAAUAAUACCCUUUUUGGUAGGCAGUUGAGCUAAUGGGUGUGUGAUAGGUAAUCUUUACAGUAUUGAAAAUCCAUACGACGUUCAGGCCAAGAUGUUUUUCGCGCAGGGGUGUGAGGUUGAGGUUGAGGGGGAGGAUUAGUUUGUUAUGACGGGGGUGCCUUGUUAUACCUCUUUUCUUUUUCUUUCGAUUAAUGCUUGUGUGGUAUGUCUUUUCUCUUUCUUUAUCUUAUCUUUUGGGUCUUCAAAUACCGAGAUGGAAAGGCGUGCAUGUAAACUAUAACUCUUUACGGAAGACAAAAUGAGUAGUUUUUUUUUUCUUUUCCCACACUUGCUCCCCGUCCGACCGGUAAUAGUUAUGCAAUUCUUGACCGGGUAUGGCUUUGUUUUGUGUCGUGUCCUGCCCUCCUCUCCAAAGAUUAUACUUAUUUUUUUUUUUUUCGUUGUUGAUGUUUUAGCGAGUGAGGGAUUGUGAUGGCAUACCUAUUCUUUGUGUUCUGUAUGACGUUCUCAAUAGGUGUGUGGGUAGGAAACGCCGGGAUGGGUGUGUGAUGGUUGGUCGUCCUAUGAUAGGAGGUAGGUGGGAUUAUCUAUCCAUCUAUCUGGGGUUUAGUCAGUUAGAAUGAACUGGGCUUCCUUGAACAAGGGUGGAGAUGGGAUAGGAUCUUGCGGUUCUGGUUCUUUGUCCGACCUGAUCUGAUUUUUGUUAGGAUUAUGGAUACUUUUUUGGAAAGUGAGAAGUGUCGUAUAGCUUAAGCGCCAAUUUUUUUUUUCACAUGAAGGUAUGUAUGGUAGAUAUCUGGCAUGGGUUGUACCAAGAUUUGCAAUAAAGGACCCCUAAUUUGGAGAAAUAGGAG
This is a messenger RNA of Tuber aestivum (summer truffle), 4169 nucleotides long. The record is from the annotation of a GenBank genome assembly. Lineage: Eukaryota; Fungi; Ascomycota; Pezizomycetes; Pezizales; Tuberaceae.